UUCCCACCCCUCCACUUUUUCUAGCCGCCACUCACUUCUUCCUCCUCUCCCACGCACGCACUCUCUCCUGUCUCCUCCCUCACGGCGGCAACAGCCACCAGGAAGCUCCUCCACACCAUGGUUGUGGGCUCCCAUGGCGAGCAGCUUUCCAGCCCAUGGCGCGACGCCGCUGCUCCCUCUUUCUCCCCAUCUCGCUGUGCUCUCUUGGCCGCCAGCAGAAGCUUCCAUGGCCGAGCUCCAUUCCAGCAGGGACGCCCAGGUCCCGACGGCCCCUGCGCAGCUCCUCCUCGUGGCCAUAAUGGUGCUCGACGCCUCUCCCCUUCAAGCGCAGCAGCUCCAUUCCUCCAUGGCCGAGCUCCCUCCACGGCGCCAUUUCUCCAGGCCGGCUCCUCAUCCCCUCCCGCUUUCUUCUUCCUCUGCCCAGCGCUCCCUCUUCUCCCCGGCAUUCAGAGCAGGGAGCUCGACGCCCCUGUGCAGCCCCCACACCUUCUUCCUUCCAUGGCCGCCAGCCCCUGCUCCUCUUCACCGAGCCGAGCUCGUCGUCCCUGCCACUACCUCGCUCCCUCGUCGCGCAGCGAGCUCCAUCGCCGACCUGCGCAGCAAGCUGCGCGCUGCAGCAGCAGCCAUGAGAUCCUAUCCGUGUCGCCAGCGUCGACCCGAUCUGUGCAGCGGUGCCGGUCCACCGCAGCAGCCCCAUGCUGCGCCGUUGAUCUGCGCGGUUCGGCUGUCUCCGCGUCUCGCUUCGCCGAAUCUGCGCAGUGCCGACGUGCCAUCGUGGGAACCCGUGCCCUUGUCGACGUCACGCCUUGCGCAUCGCUCGUCGGCAAAGAGCCCAAACUAAUGGCAUGCAUGCGCGGCACGAGUCGGCCAGGACCGAGAGAUGAUGAUCGAGCUAGUGAUGUGGUGCCAACCACAAGAUGCAGUCGGUGGACGACCCAAGGAAGGAUGGACUUAACCAGUGGAUGCUCGCCGCGCGAGUACCCUCCACCAGCAAACACUAUCUAAGUGUUAAAUUAAAG
Molecule: messenger RNA, 1019 nt
Organism: Zea mays
Lineage: Eukaryota; Viridiplantae; Streptophyta; Magnoliopsida; Poales; Poaceae
Exons: 3
Coding region: 118-1005 (295 amino acids)
Source: RefSeq, a predicted model, not a curated record